Molecule: messenger RNA, 2124 nt
Organism: Cynara cardunculus var. scolymus (artichoke)
Lineage: Eukaryota; Viridiplantae; Streptophyta; Magnoliopsida; Asterales; Asteraceae
Product: xylulose kinase 2-like
Exons: 12
Coding region: 309-1985 (558 amino acids)
Biological process (GO): D-xylose metabolic process; xylulose metabolic process
Cellular component (GO): cytosol
Molecular function (GO): D-xylulokinase activity
Source: RefSeq, a predicted model, not a curated record
UAUCAAAACCCCCACCACUCUCCAGAAUACCAGAAUAUCAUCUUCUUCCUCUAAAACCCACAUCAACAACACCAGAAUCUUGCUCGAUAGAAGUACGUAAUCACUUGCAUCCAUGGUCAAUCUAUACAAUUGAAAAUUUAUCCAUUCCUUCUAGGGUUUUUAUUUCUGUAGUUAAAUGCGAUCGUUUCAGGGGAAGACGAUAGCAAGAAUAAGGCAGUAAAAGUUCAGAUCUUGGACAGAGAAACUGAGAAUCGUUAUUGAUUUCAAGGAAAUUAAGGUUUUUAUUAGGUCUGUUCUGCUCACUUUCAAUGGAAAACUUGUCUCUCCCUGAGGAUGCUCUUUUUCUUGGAUUUGAUGGCUCCACUCAGUCAUUUAAGGCAACUGUGUUGGAUUCUAAACUCAACAUUGUGACCUCAGAAAUAGUCAAUUUUGAUUUAGAUUUGCCCCAUUACAAAACCAAAGAUGGUGUCUACAGAGAUCCAUCAAUUAAUGGCAGAAUUGUUUCCCCUACCCUAAUGUGGGUUGAAGCAUUGGACCUCAUUCUUCAUAGACUUCAAGAUUCAAAAAAACUUGAUUUCAAGAAAGUUGCUGCUGUUUCGGGCAGCGGGCAGCAACAUGGUAGUGUGUACUGGAAGAAGGAUAGUUCCAGAAUCUUAUCAUCUUUGGAUCCUAAAAAACCUCUGGUUGGUCAAUUUGGACAAGCAUUUUCAACAAUAGAAUCGCCAAUUUGGAUGGAUAGUAGCACAACCGAACAAUGUAAGGCUAUUGAGAAAGCUGUGGGUGGCGCACUGAAGUUGUCUGAACUGACCGGAUCUAGAGCCUAUGAGCGUUACACUGGCCCACAAAUUCGAAGGAUUUUUGAGAAGCAACCCGAAGUUUAUAACAACACCGAGCGGAUCUCACUGGUGAGCUCAUUCAUUGCAUCUCUUCUCAUUGGAAGGUAUGCCUGCAUUGAUCAUACCGAUGGUGCUGGGAUGAAUUUGAUGGAUAUCAAGGAGAGAGUUUGGUCAAAACAGAUUUUGGAGGCAACAGCUCCUGGAUUAGAGGAAAAACUUGGGAAGUUGGCUCCUGCUCAUGCUGUUGCUGGUUUAAUUGCUCCAUACUUUGUUGAGAGGUUCCAAUUCAACAAGGAGUGUUUGGUUGUUCAAUGGUCUGGAGAUAAUCCUAACAGCUUGGCAGGAUUGUCCCUCAACACACCAGGGGAUUUAGCAAUCAGUCUGGGCACCAGUGAUACUGUAUUUGGAAUAACCAUGGAUCAUAAGCCAAGCCUAGAAGGUCAUGUUUUCCCGAACCCUGUCGAUAACAAAGGUUAUAUGGUGAUGCUAUGCUACAAGAACGGAUCUCUAACCCGCGAAGAUAUUCGUGAUCGAUGUGCGGAUAAAUCUUGGGAUGUUUUUAAUCGGUCCCUAAAACAAGCACCGCCCUUAAACGGUGGAAAGAUGGGCUUUUAUUACAAGGAUCAUGAAAUACUCCCUCCCCUCCCAAUUGGUUACCAUCGAUAUACCCUUGAGAAUUUUAAUGGCAACACCUUGGACGGCGUUGUUGAACAUGAAGUAAAGGAGUUCGAUUUUCCUACUGAGAUUCGUGCACUGAUUGAAGGACAGUUCCUUGCGAUGAGAGGUCAUGCAGAACGAUUCCGGAUGCCAUCUCCUCCAAAACGAAUAAUCGCAACAGGUGGGGCAUCGGCAAAUCAUAGCAUUUUGAGCGCUAUGGCUUCCAUUUUCGGCUGUAAUGUCUACACCGUGCAAACAUCAGAUUCAGCGUCAUUAGGAGCUGCAUUGAGGGCAGCCCAUGGUUGGCUAUGCGAAAAGAAAGGAUGUUUCGUGCCAAUUUCUUGCAUGUAUAAAGACGAUUUAGAGAAGUCUGCGUUUGGAUGUAAACUUGUGGCAACGGUUGAAGACAAGCAGCUCGUUGCAAAAUAUGGGCUUCUGGUAAAGAAGCGAAUGGAGAUCGAGAAUCGUCUCGUCCAGAAACUCGGACGUUAACGAAAUUCGUUACUCUAGCUAGCCUUUUGAUGCUUGGGGUUUUCUUGUAGUCGAAAAGGAUGUAAUGCAUCCAGACGUAUUUUAUAUCUCAUUUCCUCAAACAACCGGUUCUUAAUGACAAUAAAAUUAUUACCAAAGU